AGCAGAGCGUGCCUCGCGCGCACUUCUCCUCCCCCCUGCAUCACGGUCCGCUCGCACCAUCCACCACACACUCACGCAAUGCUCCCGUGAAUAAGCCGACUUGUUGGAAUUGCUUCUUGAGGAUCUUCCGGAGCUCUGCCUGCAACAUCAGCGGGAUCACAGAAAAGUGAAGCCGCUCAAAGAGAAUAACCAACAGCAGACAGCAGGCACGUGGAUUACCGAUCACAGCCCCUUUACUUUAUUACAGAUUGUGCUGUGGCAGGACAUUCCCUGGCUAGGGCACAAGCUGCCAUGCCAUUUGGUUGUCUGACACUCGGAGAAAACAAGGAUUACAACAGUCCCUCAGAGGUGACUGAAAAAUAUGACCUCGGACAAAUUGUUAAAUCAGAGGAGUUUUGUGAGAUAUUUCGGGCGAAGGAUAGAACCACCUUGAAAAUGUACACGUGUAAAAAGUUUCACAAAAAAGACGGACGUAAAGUGCGGAAAGCUGCCAAGAAUGAGAUAAUGAUUUUAAAGAUGGUAAAACAUCACAACAUCCUUCUGCUGGUAGAUGCAUUCGAAACAAAGAAAGAGUACUUCAUUUUCCUGGAGCUAGCCACAGGACGAGAGGUGUUCGACUGGAUCUUGGAUCAGGGUUACUACUCAGAGAGGGACACCAGCAAUGUUAUGCGACAGGUGUUGGAGGCUGUGGCUUACCUGCACUCCCUGAGAAUCGUCCACAGGAACCUCAAGCUGGAAAACUUGGUAUACUUUAAUCGUUUGAAGCACUCCAAAAUUGUUAUCAGCGACUUUCAGCUGGCAAAACUGGAGAAUGGACUCAUUAAAGACCCUUGUGGAACUCCGGAGUAUCUCGCUCCGGAAGUGGUUGGGAGGCAAAGAUAUGGAAGACCUGUGGACUGCUGGGCCAUAGGCGUCAUCAUGUAUAUACUUUUGUCUGGAAACCCUCCUUUCUAUGAUGAUGCAGAAGAUGACUCUGAUAAUCGGGAUAAAAACCUUUUCCUGAAGAUUUUGUCAGGAGAAUAUGAAUUUGAUUCCCCAUACUGGGAUGAUAUUUCAGACUCUGCCAAAACAUUGGUGGCAUCUUUGAUGGACGUGGACCAAGAUCAGCGAUUGACUGCUCAGGAAGCCAUAGCCCAUGAAUGGAUUUCUGGAAAUGCUGCCUCAGAUAAGAACAUCAAAGACGGUGUUUGUGCACAGAUUGAGAAGAACUUUGUCAAAGCAAAGUGGAAGAAAGCCGUAAGAGUGACUACCCUCAUGAAGAGACUUCGAGCCCCUCAGCAGGGGGACUCCGGGGCUGCUGACCUUGCAGGUGCUACGGCUGACCCGAACACAUCCGGCGGUGCUCCUGCUCCGCCUGCAGGCAGUGGGAACAGCCUUGCUGUUAGCCUGAGAGCUGCUCUCAAAGAAAAGGCUCCGGGCACACAGACUGCAACCAUCUCUGCGCCCCCUCUGUCCGAUGCAGCCCGGCAGGACGAGCAACAGCAGGCGCGCUGCAACGGAGAUGCUCCCCAGAUGUUGCCGCAACGAAAAGCAGAGUAGGUCCCCAUCAAGUAGAAAAGAAAAAAAAAGAAAGAAACAGACCAUUGCUGGCCAACAAGUACAUGUACCGCCAAUAAAUUUGGCAUCAUAAUUUUGUGUUUGUGUUGUUUGACUACCCCCAGUUUGAGAAAUUGUACCAUAACACCAUUAUCUUUUGUCCCUUGUGCCACUUGAUUGAUAGUGAAAACCACUCCCCUUUCUUCCUGUUCUUUUGUGUACAGUUCCCUUUAAAGAUUGUUGCAAAGUAGCUCAUAUGUUGUUUGCCCUUUCCCUUGAAAACUGUAUAAAUUCAUCAAGUAAUAUGUCACUCAUAGAGUAAUCUAGUGAAAUGAAGUAAUUUAUAUUCAUUUAGUCAUUGCACAUAGAUGUAUUCACCUCAGCAAAUUGCUAGUUUUUAGCAGUAGAAUUUACAAGUAUAAGUUUAUAUCUUGUGAUGUAAAAUUAUGAGUUGAAAGAUUUGGUUAUUUCAUUACUUUACAGUUAAGUUUAAAGGACAAUGAUAGAAAUGUAUACUCUUCCCAGCAUAUUGGAGUUCAAUCUUCUACUGUCCUUACAUUACAUCAAAGGACAGUUGAAAAGUUGAUGCAUGCAAAAUUUUAAUUGGAAGAUACGUGAUGGACUGUUCAAAAAGAAACCAAUUGAGGAUAAGUAUUCACAGUGACGAUUCAGAAUCGUAAGCAACACAGGCCACGACACUGUCCAUGAGAAGUUUUCCGUCCUUUCUUUGAGAAUGACUUUUCUAAUCUGCAGGUUUAGUGCUAUAAUUUAAGAUGGCAAGACAGCACAUAUUUAAGUUAAAGUGCCUUAAUAUUUGUUUGCAGUCAUGAUUCUAGACGUGAUCAUAAAAGUUUAUUGAAAUCACUGAAAUGUUUUAGCUGUUUCAUUGCUCUUCUGUUAGGGUCUUCAGUUGGUGUAGCGAUUUUUUGUAGUUGUGGCCUCUUUCACAGUUAUUUAAAAACACAGGAAACUAGAUGUAGGGCAUUCAAUGGUGUGAUGUUUUAGUCGUUGCUGUGUUGUAACUUGUAAUUAAAAUUUAACAGUUUAAUGCAGAGUCCUUAUACCAUACAAAUAUGUAUAGUUGCAUUACAUAUGUAUAUGUGUGUAUUUUUUAAAUCAUUUAUGUAUUUAGCAUCACUUAGCUGAGCUAAUUGGAUGCUAUAAUGCUUGUGAAUGAAUAAAAUGACUGAUACAUAUAUUGUAGCAACUGUUAUUUUUCCCUUGUCCAAAGGUAAAUCUUUGUAUUAAUAGUAUAUUUCAGCCACUGUACUCACUAAUUGUUGAUUUAGCCUGCAUGCAAAAUUGUGGCAGAUUAGACUUUGGAAUAUG
This is a messenger RNA of Menidia menidia (Atlantic silverside), 2865 nucleotides long. NCBI's taxonomy places the organism in Eukaryota, Metazoa, Chordata, Actinopteri, Atheriniformes, Atherinopsidae. The record is from the annotation of a GenBank genome assembly.